This is a messenger RNA of Xyrichtys novacula (pearly razorfish), 13241 nucleotides long. Lineage: Eukaryota; Metazoa; Chordata; Actinopteri; Labriformes; Labridae. The record is from the annotation of a GenBank genome assembly.
GAGUCUACGGUUGGUUUGAUGGUUGUGAACAGUGCAGGGGAGUGGAGAGACGCUGGGAGAGGACUCGAACACUCACACACACUCACACACGCACUCACACACACUUAUCAUUCUCGCACACACACGCAACACACACUCGGAGGAAAAAGACGCACCGAAAGACGCACGAAGGUCAGCGGCGUUUUUCUCCGAUUCUGCGCUUUUUUUUUUCUCUCAACGGCUGAAGAAAGAAAAAGUUUCCAGAGAGAGAGGAAGAGGAGCGGAGUGUCGCUCGGUCUGAGCACGCACAGUCACACACAGGCGCUCUUCGGCUGCUUUGUGUUUUGGAAAUUAUCCUCCAGUCUCUGCACUUUUUAGUUUUACAUUUUCAGUUUUUUUUUUACGCACGUUGUUUCUCGCGGGGGAUCCCUGCUGUUUUCUUUUUUUUUAUUUUUGCACACAUCGUCACUCACUCAGGCUUUGUGUUGAUAAGGAAGACGGAGAAAGAACAAGAAGGAAAUCUGGACCAGGGCGGACUAAAGGGGGACAAAAACUCACCAGGUAGGCGCUAUUAAUUAGACAUGGGAUCAAUCCUGCACGUUACCUGCAGCUGCUGCAGAGACAGCAAGUCAAAGAAAAAUCCUAAAUGUGAGAGAAAUAUGCUUUUAAAACUGUACGAUGUCUAUAAACUCUGAAUACAUUUAGUCAAACUUUUAAUAUCUGCUCCAAAAGUAUUGAUGAAUAUUGUAAUGAUGAAUAUUGAAUGAUUUUAACUCUGAAUUUCCCUUUGGGGAUCAUUAAACUUCUUAUCUUUUAUAAUUAAAAACUCAUUUGAACACCAUGAGGGGGAUGCAUAGGAUUGAAAGUGUCUUAAAGCAGAAUUACAGUAAUUUCUGUGGAGCAUAAAUGUGACUUAUGAGCAUUUUUAGAGAUUCAAAGUGACAUGAAAGGUGACAUUGUCAUCGUGGGCUCCUUGCUGUACAGAACAAUAGACAACUUACUAUCUGAUCAUUCAGGGAGUUCAAUCAGAAUCUGGGUUUUCAUGCAGCGUGGACACUUUCUGAUGGUGUCCAGGAGGGUUCCUGAGCUGCUUUGGAUAUUUUAUUUUUAACAAUAUGAACUCCUUGUUUGUUCCAAAUAUGUGCACUAAGAACACCUCACACACACACACACACACACACACUCACACUGACACACAUAUAUGAACACAUUGUUCCAAAGUCAUGCUGAUGAUUUCAACGGUAUUAUUUUUCCACACUGAUUCAGAGUGAAAUCAGGCACUCCUCACUUAUCUGAGAGGUUGGUCUGCUGCGUGGCACUUCACCUGGAAAACUACACAUCUGCAUCCUUUGUGUGUGUGCGUGUGUGUGUGUGUGUGUGUGUGUGUGUGUGUGUGCCACUGGUGCCAUUGUGCCAGCACACGCCUCACUUCUCCAGGUGAAAAGGCGAACUUGCCAAACUCGCUUUUGUGAAGCAGGACCUCAAUUACAGCCUGCCAUUCACAGACGCCUGUCACACACAAACACGCACACUCAUGCGCACACACACACACACACACACACACAUCUGCUGUGGUAAAGUGGAAUAAGAUGGCAGGCUGGUGGAUAUCAGAGUGCGAUUGCAGCCGGCUGUUGAACUCACACUGAGCAUUAUUGGAGCUUCUUCUCACGUGAGCUGAAGGAGUCCAGUGUCUGUUUUUAGAAACUCAGUGUGGAGCUUUUAUAGCUCGAGUGUCCGCGGUUAUUUCACCCUUCAGACGCAGCCUUGUCUCCGCAGCUGAUGAUGGACAAUCUCCCUCCUCACCGGUUCAUACAGAGGAGUCUCACUGCAGCUAAAAAUAAAGAUUCAGCUCACACAUUUACGCAUUUUUGUGAAGAACAGCAGAAAACACCUUCGCUGACAAAACCGGCAACCUUUGUAGGAUGUGCUUUUGUAUCCGGGCUGCAGCUGAAGAAAACCGGUAUUGUUUUGUUUAGAGUGUCUAUUCUUGUGAAGCUUCUUUGUGUUAUUCAUCAAACCCUGAAGAUGUUGAGUUAACCAACAUGUGAAUCUCAGUGUCUCUGUUGAGUCUUAACCAACAGUUUUGUAACACAGACAACAUUUGGAGUGACAGGAUUACAGUCAGAAAGGAAGUCAGUUCACUUUAGAAGACCGUUACCGUACUUUUGACUCAUUUGACGUUUCUGUGGAUGUUUGCUUUACUUUCUAUUUUUUGCUAAAAUCUCAUCACAAAGACAAUGAACCAUGUUUGUGUUUGUCUAAGUGGUGUUGCCGUACCUGUACCUGUGGCGCGGUGUCUCCGUGGUUGGAUGUAGAGCUCGGACAGUUCUAACCCUGACUGCCAAGGACAUAUUUUAGGCGAGGAAUCGUUUGUAUGGAGCAGCUCUCAAACCAGUUUAUUAUCAGACAUCAGAGGGCGGAUAUGAAUGUAUGAAUGAACGGAGACCGCUGUUAUUAUCAGACACAUCUACCAACUGGUGAAACAUUUAGCGAGCGCUUCAAUCAAGUAUUCUGUGACCCCACGUCCAAAAAGAGUGGGGAUGGUUGGUAAAGUGUGUUGUGAAUCAGAUCUGGAUGGCCGUGAACUUUGGACUCUGUAGUGGAAAUCACGGCAUAGACUCAAAAUCAUCAGAGUUUUCAUGAAUGUAUGAACAUGAUACAUAAAUGUUGGUGACCUCUCAGGACAUGAGCCCGUUUGAGAUGGACUGAGAGUCUGAAUCAGGUCCACCUUCACCCUCUGAAUGUAUAACUAACGCUGUAAUCGUAUUAAAACUCUCUGGUGCGUAACUACACUUCAACAUUAGAAGUACUUCUCUAAUUAUUCUUUCACCUCUGAAAUGUUUCACGCUGUUUUUUGAUUGGUUGAUUUGUAGGUCAGUGAAUAAGCAUCAGCUGGAGCAGGAGUAGUUCUUUUCGACGUCGUAGUAUUUGUGUUUUUAGGUGGAAUAAAACCCCACAUAUCUGCUCGUCUCUGCCAUCGUCUCCUCACAGGCGGUGUUUGUCAUUUUUCCCGGCUCAGUCAGGGUGAGUCGAGGCCUGCCUGGCUCUCUGCACUGAGACUCUCUGGGCCUAUUCUGGGCGAGGCGAGCCCACCACCUACACAUCCUGCAGGGGUGGAGAGAGGCAUGUGGUCCUCCCAGCAACCCGGGCCUGCUGACUGCCACUCCUCUGUUAGCUGAACCUCCGCAGGGCCUCACAUGCACAUAGGAAGAGUAGAAAACAACAACUCCUCUUUAGCUUUCUGUCAAGUUUAAGGUGGCAAGUGACACUUUUUUGGCACCGAUCUGAGCGUCUCUUUUCUUUGUGAGGGUUGAGAUUGGAGGCAGAGUGAAUGACAGAGACGCUUUUGAGGAGGAAUACUGAUCUGACGGGCUGACAGGGCAGCGAACAGGCAAACAUCCAGGAAGGGUUUAUUCAUACAUGGAUUCUGCUCUGCUGCAUUGAACGCUAAAGCAGCAAAAUAUCACGUUCUCUGUGUUUCACCGCGACACAUUCGAGCUUCAAACUACAGCAACAACUCGGUCAACACUCUGCAUGCAUGAGGAACAGCAUUAACUCUGUGAGCAGCAUCUUUGUCGUCUUCAGCCCGCGUCUUUGUCUGUAUCCCACACAUCGAGCAUGAAUACUUUCAACACCUGAAAACAUGCCGAUUACUGAAGAGCCCACCUGUACCAUUCAAUCUAAAAAUGUCAGGCACCUGUCGUGGCGCUCUUCAUGGAAAAGUGGUCCAUCCAGGCGCCAAAUUUAACCUUUUCACGCACCUGCUGCAGCCUGAUAAACUGCAAUCAUGCCCCUGCUGGAGUCAUGUGUACAGACCAAUUUUAAGUCUUUUUAGGGGGAAGGGUUAAUUUUUUUUUUGUAGAAUCAAGUGUAUCUUGAAUGAUUUUAACCCGAUGAGUCUCGGGUUUUUAAGGUCUUCAGAAGAAAUCUCAAGCAGCAAUUUGAGUUUCGUCUUUUUUGGCAGAGUCAUGAACUCUCGAUCGUCUUUUUGCUUUCAUGGCUCCAAAUCUCUCAUCCAGGCGGGAGAAACCGAAGUUUAGAUGCUGCUACUUUAUUCAGCCAAAUUAAAAAAAAAGGCAAAUAUGAUCAUUUCAGAGCCGCCGUCGGCGUCGUCGUGUUGAUUUCUGUACGACUUUUAAAAAAAAGGAACGAUUUGGGUUUUUCUCGCCAUUUGGUGCUCAGCAGGAGGAUUUCAGGCUCUGCUGUCAGAAAAUGACUUCCCUGACAUUUAUGCUUCCCAAAUGUUUGUAGGACUUGACUUGAAGUUUUUCAGCAUUAAAGGAGCAGUUCAACAUUUUUGAAAAUAUUCGUAUUAGAAGGUUUGAUCAGUCUAGAUCCAUGUGUGCAGAACGUGUGAGAUAGAGCGGGGACAGGAGAACAGCUCAUGUGAACCCGUGUUCGUCUCACAUUCAUGGUAAACUUUGGCGAUUGUUGACGUGUGCUUCUCUUUCAGGUAUGGCGGCGGUGUUGCCGAGGACCCUGGGUGAGCUGCAGCUCUACAGGAUCCUGCAGCGGGCGAAUCUGCUCUAUUACUACGAGGCCUUUAUCCAGCAGGGCGGCGACGACGUGCAGCAGCUGUGCGAGGCUGGCGAGGAGGAGUUCCUGGAAAUCAUGGCCCUCGUUGGCAUGGCCAGCAAGCCCCUGCAUGUACGCCGUCUACAGAAGGCGCUGCGGGACUGGGUCACCAACCCGGCCAUCUUCAACCAGCCGCUGACGUCGCUGCCUGUCUGCAGCAUCCCUGUCUACAAGCUCCCCGAGGGCUCGCCCACACUGCUCAGUGGGCAGGACCGAGCCAAUACCGCCAGCGUCAAGAUGCCCAAAGCUGUGGCCGCCGCCUGCUCCGACCCCGGGAAGCUGGAUGUGGCGCGGGACAAAGUGUCAGCCGGGUCGCCUCUGCAGGGCAGCAGCGAGGCCCGCUUCUGGUCGGGCCACAGCAACGACAGCGAACACAGCCUAUCACCGUCAGACCUCGGCUCUCCGUCAUCACCCAGAGACGCAUUAGAGGCUCUGGACGCCGCCGCUGUCCAGUCGGUCCUGGAGUGUGUAGACCGGAUGGCUCCUGGACUCGCUAAGACAGACGUGUCUGAGGUCAAAGAGCAGCUGAAGAACAACAAGAAACUGGCAAAGAUGAUCGGACACAUCUUUGAAAUGAGCGACGACGACCCACGCAGGGAGGAGGAGAUUCGUAAAUACAGCGCCAUCUACGGACGCUUUGACUCCAAGAGGAGGGACGGCAAACACCUGACGCUGCAUGAGGUUGUCCAAAAUAAAAAUAAAAUGAACUUCUCCUCAAAGAUCUGAGGUUUAUGUAACUACAGUGAUGUUUCUGUGAUCUUAACCGACUCUUUGUGAUGUGCAGCUGACUGUGAACGAGGCGGCGGCUCAGCUCUGUAUGAGAGACAUGGCGCUGCUGACACGUCGAGACGAGUUGUUUGGACUAGCCCGCCAGAUUUCCAGAGAAGUCACCUACAAAUACACCUACAGGACCAGCAAGUAAGAGCUUCAGCCGAGUCUGUCUUUGUUACAUCUCCACUUUCUGCCAAACUUUUCCGUUUGAUUUUGCAACUUGAGCUACAAAAGUUCUGAAAUCGAGUCGGAGCUGACAGAAACUCUAACGUCCUGAUCUGUGUUUCCUGUUGCAGGUCUCGCUGUGGGGAGAGAGACGAGCCGUCGCCUAAAAGGAUUAAAACAGAGGUAAGUUUGUCAAUAACAGUCUGAAACAGCUGCAGUCCUGAACCUUGUAGUCCGACACACAACAGCAGAUUCAUGUUUCUGCUCUGGAGGUGACGGUGGACGGAUGCUGCUCAUGCUGUUAACACUCCUCCUCUUCUUCACAGCUCUCAUAAAGAUUUCCUCUCGAUCACUUCUGUUCGAUCAGGUUUUUGUAAAUCUGAUCAAAUUACACAUCUCGAUAUUAAUGUUGAAUGAACCGAGCCGUGUUUGGUCAGAACAAACAGAACAGACGGUCAGUAACAGAGCACAAAACGGUCCCUCGGCUGUCCUCUCCUCAAUAGUUCCUCUCAGUUUGUGAUCGAGAACAUGUGCUGGAAACAAACUCUGCAGGGAUUUGAGACGAGAAGACGAGCUGGAGAUAAACGGACACCUGCUCAGUCCAACCGAAAAAAAAAGAAAGAAAAUUAAAGCAGGAAACUCCCGACCUUCCCACUCUACAACAUUUACACGUUGGUGCAAAUAUCACUGGUUCAUGACGAGAUCUUUUCAUUAUUGCAUGUUAAAUAUAUUUAGAAACACCUUUUUCUGUGUGAAUGAAUCCUGCAGAGUUCAAGAGCUUUCAUAUUGAUUCAGUAGAGUCGAUAUAGUCUGAACUAUAGAUACUGAACCAAACCAGAGCAGGAGAAGAGAAGUACGAACUGGUCCUUUAAACGUUUCCCAACUUUGUUUUGACAGUGGACAUGUCGAUAAUCGUGGACUGAGCCAAACUGAAGUGUCUGCUCGGUGGGAAAUCAGACACUUCUGGAAAAAUAACCACAAUAUAAACUUUCUAUCAUGAAAAUUCAAGGUGCCACGCUGGCAGUGAACUUAUCCAGCUGUCUGUCUCUCUGUGUUUUUGACUCCUUCAGGAGAACUUCUUCGACAUCCAGGAAGCGCUGCAGGCGAUCCACAUGAGGCAGGAGAUGCUGAGGGAGCAGCUGGCCUGCGCCAAGUCAAAAGGAGAAGAAACAGUGGGGAGAAACCUGCAGGUAAACAGAGAGAAGAAGAUCAAAUGUUCACUAAACCCCCCCUUUAAAAAAGAAAAAAAGCUUUAUUUCAGUAUUUAUAGCAGGUACUGAAAGAUGGAGGUUUGUACUCACCUUCGGAGAUGGUUGUGGUUUCAAUAAUUGAAUAAAUGAAGAGACUGGGAGGAUUUCCUUCAACGAACACGCUGACAGAUUUGAGUGAGAGCAGAUGUUCUUCACACAGGAUCCAGUUUGAUCCCAGUAAUCAUCUUUAUUGGUUUCCAGUGAUUCUGCCGCUGCUGUGACUUGUUCCUCAUUAGAGCCGAGUGUAGGAGGAGAGCUUCAUGAUAACUCAUUACCAAGGAAACAUGUUCAUGUGACACGUGUGUGUGUGUGUGUGUGUGCUCCUUCACUUCUUCAUAUGUCAACAUGUGUCUGCUCUUAUAAAUAUGUGUGUGUGUGUGUGUGUGUGUAUAGGCUGCAGACACACUUGUCAUCCUGAUGUGAUUUUUCAGAAAUCGCAUUCAGCAGAAGAAGAGAUUUCAUGGCUGCUUUCACACCGCAGGGCCUCUGAACCGCCGCUUAUAUCAGACGCUUCACUGUGUGACGACGUGAAUCGCAUCCCAUAAUAAUCUGAGCUGACAGUGACGUACAGACUGACAAUAAGAAGAAACACUCCAUGUUUUUAUUUCUGCACAUAUCUAUGAACGUGAGGCGUCAACUGUCAGUCAGUCGUCGUCCGUGUUAACGCUCAACGACGUCCUUCCAGCUCCAGCGAAGCGUCUCCAGGCUGAAUGGAUGAGCUUCAAACGGACCAUUUUUUGUUCUAAGUGGAGUUAAAAGUCUGGUUUAUGAAAACACUUCAGAGGAACAUCUUGAAUUCAUACAGAAGUGCGUUAUUUUGUAGAACGCAUCGGUCUUUUCUUCUGCUCGUCUUUGUUUGGAGUCAGAUCAUCUCAUUUUGGUCCUCAGACUGAAACUCUUCUCACUAAAACCUUUCUUCUCUUACAGAUGCAGCUGGAGCGUCUACUGGCCCGGCAAAUGGAGAUCUUGCAGGAUGCCGCCGUCCAGGAGCGACUCCAGGCUCUGGACUGGAGGAUCCCUCCGGCCGCCUUAAAGUACCUCAACGACGUCCAGAACACCAACGGAGCUUCUGCCGACGCCAGCAGAGACAACCAGGGUAAGUCAGUCAGUCCAGCCCUGAAACUGUCCUCUUAGAUUUCCUGAUGAAGACGCACAACUUUAAGACGAGUUCAAAACUUGUGAGUCGACUUCUGAUGCUUGUUACCGAGAUUUUUUACUUCACUGGUGCUUUAGUAGAACAGGUGCUCCACAGAAACCUUCAAAACACCAAAAAAAAGACGUAUUUCAACCUUCAUCUGUCAUGAUUCCACUCUUCUGGGGUUGGUUUGAGCCCAUUUUUUAGCUGCUUUGCCAAACUGUGAUCAGCUCACUGCUGCUUCGAGUUUCUAUCACAGAGAAAACAUCCAGGGGUGGUUUAGAGUUUCAGCCAAUUUGUCGCCCAUUGUUGUUUUUUUUUUCUACGGAAACAGACUGAAUCUGAGUUUAAUGUGACUUGAUGUUCUCCGGAGUGCGUCAGGGGAUUAAUUUCAUGUCAGAAACGCCACAGGAUGGAAACAACACCUAUAGGUGCUAAAUUUGCAGCCGUGGCAGCUGUCAGUUUUUUUUAUUUUAUUUUAUUAUCUCUGACUCCUCGAACACAGAGGGGAGGAAGAAGAGAGAGAGAGGGGGAGAGAGAGAGAGAGAGAGGGAGAGAGAGAGAGAUGCAUCAUUAUUCAGGAUCUUACUUCUCCUCAGGGCCUCAUCUCAUUUUCAUCCCUUUCCUCACUCACCCACUCCCGACAGCUCAUUAUAUCGCUGUUCCCACAAAUCCCACAAUGCACCUGUAAUUAUCACGCCCACGCCUGUUUACCUCCAGCCAGUUGCCUGGAGGGGGGCGUCUCUCUCUCUCUCUCUUUUUCUCUCUCUACCUCUCUCUGUCCUCCCCCACUCCUUCUCUGUUUUCCUUCCUCCUGUCUCUGUUCUUUCUUCUUUUCUGUCAUUUGUCGUUUCUUCUCUUUUUCUUCUCGUCCUCUAACUGUCCCCUCUCUCUCUCUCUGAUCACAGAUUUUCCUAUUUGAAUCCGUCUCUUCCUGCAGGAACGUCCCCUCCGCCCACAUUUAGACUCUGUCUUCUGAUUCGAGGCUUUCACACACUUUGAUUUGAUUAUCUGAUGUUUCAUUAAAUACGUUUCAUGAAACAGUCAAACCUGAACCUUCUCCGGCUCAGAAUAAUGAGAGCAUCUCGUCAGGGUUCCUGUAGAUCCUUUAGAUCCCACUUCUCCUUUUCAGAGCGAGUAAUAAUAUCUUUAAUGGAAUCUGUGCUGUCCAGAUAGCAUAACCUGAUUUUUUUAAUGUUAUUGUAUUCUUAAAUAAAUUACAGCAGCUUAUCAUGAACUCAAAGACUCAAAGAUGAAAAAUAAUGAUGAGACAACCGACAAAAUAUACAAGAAAGCUUUCUAAACUCCAGAUCAAACUGAUUAAAAAUACCACGUCUGUGUCUUGCUUGUUUUUUCCUCUUUCUUUGGUUCCAAAAAAGUCUAAAGUUUGUUUUUUAAGUGUGCAGCUCCCUGUUCCUGCUUUUUGUUAAAUGUGACUUUAAAGCUGUUUUAUGUGUUUUAGACUCGUGGUUUAAUUAAAUCAAAAUGACUUUGAGCUUUCAGAAUUUAUUUUCUAAUCAUUUUAUUUUCUAUUGAAAUUGAGACUAAAAUCUGCAGAUAAACUGUUCAGUUUUCAGACGUUAAUCCUUACAGUUCUGGCUUUAAAAAACCUGAUUGAUUGAAAUAAACUCAAGAUAUUUCCAGUAUUUCUCCUUACAGACAUCUGAUCGUGGACAAUAUAAAAACAAAAUGAUAUUAACUUCCCCUCAUGUGACAUUAUUGGAGUCAAAAACAGGAAACACAGUCGUAAAUCAGCUGAUUCAGAAAAGAGACAGUCUCUCUCUCUAUGAGGCAUGAAAUACAGUUGAAUCUCCCCCCUCUCUCUGUCUCUCUCUCUGUCUCUCUCUCUCUCUCUGUCUCUUUCUCUCUGAGAGGGAAUAAAGACAAACACGAGGGAUCAGAAGCUUAACUCACACAAACACGGGCUUUGUCACCACUGGGAAUAUGGAACAUGUUAAACAAAGCCUGUGAUGGAGCGACAUCAGGGCGGAUGUUUGCACAUAUCCCUCUGAAAAUUCACUCCCUUUAUGUUCUCUCUGUUGAUAAACGUCUUUGAGUCGAAUAUUUUAUCAGCUAAUGAUCAAUAAAUCGACCCAAAGAGCUCGACGACGGGAGAGAGAGAGAGAAAGCAGCGAAACCAGAGUCAUCCUGUUUGUUUCUGUCUGCAUCUUUCUUCUAGAGGAGCGACCAAUCAACUUGCGGGUUGUUAGCCAGAACAUGCAGGAAGGGGACCUCCCAUUGGGGAAGCAGCUAGCCAAUGAGCUGAAGCGCCAUCACAACCAUAACAACAACAGCAACAACACAGACGAGACCAAAACACCAGCAACAGGUGAGUGACGUCUGACGAAAUCUGUCUAGAGCCACUCUGGAGAGGACGAGUAUGUCGAGGACUGAAGAUGAGAAUAAAACCAGAGGAUUUUCUUUUAAACUCUGUGCUGAUGAUCCUGUCUCCGACCUUUGUCCUCAGAAAACGGGACGUCGCAGCGAGUGUCCAACAGCACAGAGAAGAAGACCAUCAAAUCAGAGCCGGAAGACUCCACAUAGUGCCUUCCGCCUCGCCCCACCACCACCACCGCCACCCUCCACCCACCUAGUACCCAACCCUCAAUUCAUUCUACUCACACUUGACAGUAUGCAGUUAUCCAUCAAUAGAUACUAAGCAAGCACAGCCACAGUAGAGCCUUAACAACCAAUGUUGCCUCAUGAAUAGCAUUUAUUUUUCUUUGACUUUGUCUUUUUGUUGGGAAGUUCUUUGCCAAAGCACCGAGAGAGCACGUCGAGAAGCCCCUCAGUGCUCCGCAGGUCUUUGUCCGUUGAUUAAUUGUACGUUGAGUAUACAUGUAAUUUAAGAGUGAUCUGUUGCAGACAUUUGUAAACUCUUUACCUCUGCCUGGGUGGUAUUUCUGUCGCUUCCUUUGACAGCCGGGUUUCAGGCUGCGACGCCGGGGCUGACUCUUAAUUCAAACGUAGAUUCAGAGACUAAAAGAAGCAGAGAUGUUGCGGCGCGUCCUCACUGUGGUAGAAUAUUUCAAAUAUUUGGAGGUGCUCUCGGGGUGGUACGGCCCCCACUUUAGUACGACUGAAAGAUCCUGAUGAGUAUCAGACGGGUAAACCAUGAAUUUUUACAAAGACUUUGAUGCACUUUAGAAGAUGAAACCUGCAGACUUCAGACGCCCUUUGACUUUGAGCCGCUUGAAGGUCAACCUUUUAUUGUCAAAGAGGUAAUAUUAUGUUUUUAUUUCACAUAAAACAACAAAUCAAGUGUUGGAUGUCAACACAAAACAUGGGCACAGUUUCAAAAAGUGAAACUAAGUCAGAAGAUCUGCUUCAUUUGUGACUGAUCACUGAAAACCUGCGGUGUCCAAAACAGAUGGAUGAACAACAACAGUGGAGGAGGCUUCCAGAGGGCCGACAGGAGGUCAGCGAGGCAGAAGCUGAAAAGAAGCCUUUUUAGAUAGAUAGUAAAGGCUGAUCUGAGUUCAGAGCUUGUAAAGCGACAAAAUAAAGACUGAAAAUGAGCAGAAUACCUCCUCUUUAAACAGCUGAAACGUCUCCUCAUAAUCGACACCCUCGUCCAACACAGAGUAGAAAUAUUUGACUGAGUGAAGAGACUCAAAAACAACAUGAAGUGGUAAUCUGGUGAAAUGAUACCCAAACUUUACAUUUCUGUGAUUUUAAAUGACAAGUAUAGAAGAUCUGAAAACUGACCUCCAAUCGUCGCCCUUUUCUCCAUCCAUCAGCUGCGGUCUUCUGAGCCUCCGUCACUCUCCCAGAUCCAGCCGUGGUGUGUCUGCUCUCGUACUGUAUCUCAAAAACAGAGUUUUUUUAAAGUACUGUAGGGAGAACGAGUUAAGAUUCAGCCCCUGGUGCUUGUUAAUUUUUUUUGUCGUUCACUUCAAAUGAUAAAACAGAAGAGGUGGGAUCGAUCCCUCCCUCCUCCUCCUCCUCCUCGCUCUUGUCUUGUGUAUAUUUAUGGGAGGUAAUAUAAAAAGAGGAUGUAUAGGAGCUGUUGUGGAGGAACAGCAGGGGACCUCUGUCAUUCGUCUUGGCAGGAUGGCUGGGCUGGCAUGCCGGAGGCCGAGCUAAUUGGUUCAUUUCACUUUGUAAUUUAGCAAAACACUGCUGUUGAUCUGAAACCACGCAUCUGCAAAUGGGGAGUAUUUCAGGAAUAAAGCCUCUGUAUUUUUAAGAAAUGAUCCGACAAGCUUUCAGCAGACCCCACAGGUCGUAAAUCCUCUAAAUUUGUUUUUAACUCAAGACAGGAUUAAAUAUUAAAGAUUGCAGGCAUGUGGUUUCUCAACAGCAGCUGCAGAAAGCUAAAUUCCUGUUUAUCGCUGCUCUUGGCGGAGCAGCAGCCCGGGGUCUGUAAAUAGUUCUGUGAUAACAAAUAGUGCUAGCCUAAUCUCUCAACCAGGGUUUUCCUUUGUCAAAUGUAACUUUGCUGUAGAUUUUCAGUGUCAAUACGGUGUUUAUGUAUGUAGAGCAAAAAGAAAAAAGAAAACUUAAGUGUCACUGAGGAAAAAAUACAACUGUGUGAAAGUGUCUGGUGUAUAAAAACAUGCUUUACAUGAUGAAAAUGUUGAUUAGCCUUAGCUCUUACCAGUGUUUCACCCACCUGUGAUGGCCGUCAGUGCUUCUUUCAAACACGUGUUUUUGCUGUUUAGAGGUAAAUCCAUAAAUAAGUGUUCACUGUGUUUUUAUGUGUAAAUACAUCCGUUUGGUCCCAGAUGAUAAUAAUGAAAAUAAUGUUCAGACAAACUUGGUCUAACCGUCCUCUGCUCCCCUCUCCCCUGCAGAUAGUUUAGUCUCACUCAGCGUAAUGACAGACCAAUGCAAUAUUUAUGUAAGUAAUAAGUCUAUUUGCAUUCUCUGUGGAUCCAUCACUUGUUGUGUGCUCAGUAACUGUACGUCUGUCAUGAUUUCAGGGUGGAUUUCACCUUCAGCUAAAGAAAUGUUUCUGUUGUCUGACUCUGAGUGUGCAGGGCUCUGUACGUUUAUUUAAAGACACCAGAUCUUUGAAAAAGUUCAUGAGGUGGAUUUAUUUCAAGCAGGAGAAACUGGUGAGGGUUCAUUCAAUCUGGACUAGCUGGUGCAUUCUGGGAGAUGAAGUCAUCACGGUUCAGGGAUAAAACUGGCCCUGAUCGGCUCACACAGCGGCGGCGGCGGCCCUGUUAGCGUGACUGUUGUACGAUGUUUCAGAGAAUAUGGCAUGUCUGAGCUGCCGUCUCACCGAUCACUGUUCUCCUCACUGUUUAUUGUAAAGUGAUAGAUUAGGCUUCACCUAGUUAUGCACCUGUUUUUUAAACACUAAUAUAUUUUAUUUGUUAUACAGCACAUAAACAUUAAACUUUAUUUUUUGAACUCUA